AUGACGAAAACAGCAUCAGAUUCAAAUAGUGCAGAGCAACACAAGGAGUAUCAAAAUGAUUUACCUGUAAUUAUUGAUGGAAAACCGUAUCCAGAUAUAAAAUUCAAUGCUCUGGAUAUAAUAUCAAAAACUUCAUUUUUUUUGGGAAUUUUAUUAGGUUACUCAUUAGGAUUACUACCAAGAUUUAAGUAUACCAACUUGAUUUGCUACAUCAUUUUUCUCGCUAUAUUUCAUUUUCUAGAAUUUUACCUUACCUCUAAAUUUAACCCAGGAAAGGUUAACAACGAUUCGUUUUUAUUAAAUAACGGGACCGGAUACUUUUAUGCUCAUUCUUUGGCCCUUGCUGAAUUCAUAUUAGAAGUAUGGCUUACUCCUUCCAGCUGGAAAUUAAUUUCAUUUUCCACCGUAAACAAGAUCGUUUUUAGUCUGGGUUUAAUCUUGGUUAUCUUCGGUCAAAUAGUUAGAUCCUUAGCAUUGAUUACCUGUGGAAAGUCUUUUAGUCAUUUAGUUAAACGUGAGAGAUUAGCUGACCAUGAGUUAGUGACCAAGGGAAUAUACAGUUAUAGUCGUCAUCCAAGUUACUGUGGAUUUUUCUGGUUUGCUAUAGGCUUGGAAGUUAUUUGCUUCAACCCUAUUUCUACUGUUGCCUUUGCCAUAGUAUUAUGGAAUUUUUUUUCACAUAGGAUUUCGUAUGAAGAAAAAUAUUUACUAGAAUUUUUCGGUGAAGAUUAUAAAUUAUACAAACAAAACGUUGGUGUUGGUAUUCCAUUCAUUAACUGA
Messenger RNA from Saccharomycodes ludwigii, 780 nucleotides. It is a transcript of the gene STE14, whose product is annotated as protein-S-isoprenylcysteine carboxyl O-methyltransferase. Gene Ontology annotation, molecular function: protein C-terminal S-isoprenylcysteine carboxyl O-methyltransferase activity. Gene Ontology annotation, cellular component: endoplasmic reticulum; membrane. Gene Ontology annotation, biological process: C-terminal protein methylation. NCBI's taxonomy places the organism in Eukaryota, Fungi, Ascomycota, Saccharomycetes, Saccharomycodales, Saccharomycodaceae. The transcript has a single exon. The record is from RefSeq and is a predicted model, not a curated record. Bases 1 to 780 code for a protein of 259 amino acids.